GGGAUCCCGGGAGCUGUCCGGCCGCCUCGGUGCUGAUCCCACCGCCGCCCACGGGCCGCGAGCGGUGUUCAGAGGGCACUAUGAGCGGGGGCGUCUACGGCGGAGAUGAGGUGGGGGCGUUGGUCUUUGACAUUGGCUCCUUCUCAGUCCGCGCUGGGUACGCUGGGGAGGACUGCCCCAAGGCUGACUUCCCCACUACGGUGGGGCUGCUGGCCGCCGAGGAGGGGGGCGGGCUGGAGCUGGAGGGGGAGAAAGAGAAGAAAGGGAAGAUCUUCCACAUUGACACCAACGCCCUGCACGUGCCUCGGGAUGGAGCGGAGGUCAUGUCGCCCCUCAAGAAUGGCAUGAACUCUUUUCCUUCUUGUCUCCGACCCCUGCCUGCCCACCUGCAUCUCUCCACACUGGUCUUCUGCCCCCAAGUCGAGGACUGGGAGUGUUUCCGGGCCAUUCUGGAUCACACCUACAGCAAACACGUCAAGUCUGAGCCAAAUCUGCACCCAGUGCUCAUGUCGGAGGCGCCGUGGAACACACGGGCCAAGCGGGAGAAGCUGACAGAGCUGAUGUUCGAGCAGUACAACAUUCCUGCCUUCUUCUUAUGCAAGACCGCUGUGCUCACCGCCUUUGCAAAUGGACGUUCCACGGGACUUGUGCUGGACAGUGGGGCCACCCAUACCACAGCCAUUCCAGUGCAUGAUGGCUACGUCCUGCAGCAAGGCAUUGUCAAGUCGCCCCUGGCAGGGGACUUCAUCUCCAUGCAGUGCCGGGAACUCUUCCAGGAAAUGGCUAUUGACAUCAUCCCCCCUUACAUGAUCGCAGCCAAGGAGCCCGUGCGGGAAGGCGCUCCCCCAAACUGGAAAAAGAAGGAGAAGCUACCCCAAGUCUCCAAAUCCUGGCAUAACUACAUGUGCAAUGAGGUGAUUCAGGACUUCCAGGCCUCGGUGCUGCAGGUUUCAGACUCCCCCUAUGAUGAGCAGGUGGCUGCGCAGAUGCCCACAGUCCAUUAUGAGAUGCCCAAUGGCUACAACACAGACUACGGUGCCGAGCGACUCCGCAUCCCCGAAGGCCUGUUUGAUCCCUCCAACGUCAAGGGCCUGUCAGGGAAUACCAUGUUAGGCGUGGGCCAUGUGGUCACCACCAGCAUUGGCAUGUGCGACAUCGACAUUCGUCCGGGCCUGUAUGGCAGUGUCAUUGUCACUGGUGGGAACACGCUGCUUCAGGGCUUCACUGACAGGCUCAAUCGAGAGCUUUCCCAGAAGACCCCACCGAGCAUGCGUCUGAAGCUCAUCGCCAGCAAUAGCACCAUGGAGCGCAAGUUCAGCCCCUGGAUUGGGGGCUCCAUUUUGGCCUCACUGGGAACUUUCCAGCAGAUGUGGAUCUCCAAGCAGGAAUACGAGGAGGGCGGGAAGCAGUGCGUGGAGCGGAAGUGCCCCUAAGGGCGCCCCCUGGGCACACACCCACCUGCCCGCAGCGUUGCGGAGAGGGGGACAGGAGAGGGGUGUUCCGCGGCCAGGCCUCCGCCAGCGCAGAUCGAAGCCCUCUCACCCCAUGUCCUCAUCACCCACUCCUCUUCCCCUCUUGUCCUCUUAGAUUGUGACGUUUCUGAGUUAAAAGAAGUAAAAAUC
Molecule: messenger RNA, 1622 nt
Organism: Sciurus carolinensis (gray squirrel)
Lineage: Eukaryota; Metazoa; Chordata; Mammalia; Rodentia; Sciuridae
Gene: Actl6b
Product: actin like 6B
Exons: 14
Coding region: 81-1433 (450 amino acids)
Biological process (GO): regulation of transcription by RNA polymerase II; nervous system development
Cellular component (GO): NuA4 histone acetyltransferase complex; SWI/SNF complex
Molecular function (GO): chromatin binding
Source: RefSeq, a predicted model, not a curated record